Messenger RNA from Lachancea sp. 'fantastica', 627 nucleotides. The record is from the annotation of a GenBank genome assembly. NCBI's taxonomy places the organism in Eukaryota, Fungi, Ascomycota, Saccharomycetes, Saccharomycetales, Saccharomycetaceae.
AUGAACUACGCUGUUGACAUCUCCAAAGUAGCCACCGAUGCGCUCCACACCCACGAUAUCAUCCCAGACGUGGUGAAGAGCAACGACUUCAAGCCCUGGGGUUUGCUGGCCGCUGAAUACUCCGCUAGCGCUCCUGUGGCGAUGGGUAACACACUGGCUGUGGAGGAAACGCAGCUCAAGCCCAAAGUGCACUUCACUUUGGACCCCAAGUCAGAAUUCAAGAUCAAGGACUCCGACCUUUUCACAUUAGUGAUCACAGACCCCGAUGCUCCUUCCAGAACUGACAAAAAAUGGAGUGAAUAUGCCCACUACGUCGAAACUGACAUCAGAUUGCCCUUUGAGUACCAACACGGCACCAGCUCGCCAGUUCCGGACUUUGUAGCGUCGCAAUUGACCAACGGUAAGUCUUUGCUCGAAUAUCAGGGUCCAGCUCCUCCCAGCGGGACAGGAAAACACCGCUACGUUUUCCUGCUCUACAAGCAACCUGGGGACUCUUCUUCCUUCACCAAAAUCGUCGACAGACCAAACUGGGGCUUUGGCACUCCAGCUACUGGCGUUGACAAGUGGGCCACCGAGAACCAUCUCCAAUUGAUCGCCGUCAACUUCUUCUUUGCUCAGACCAAAUGA